UACAUAUAUACAUAUUUGAAGUUCUUCAAUCAAAAAACAAUGUCCAAGUUGCUGACGGCGUGUCCCGACGAGCUGCCGAAUCCCCACAAGGGCUGCAUCCGCGAGAUGCUUGACACGCUGAUCUGCAAUGAUAACGAUGUGAAGCGUUUGAAUACGGAGUUACGGAACAUUCAGCUGGAGCUUAAGGCAGAACUGGCCAAGAAGGAGGUGAAAUGUGGCGAUGAGAAGAAUAGGCUGGUUUGCGAGAGCAUGGAAGAUUUGACGGCUUUUGCGCAAAAGAUCGCCAGUGUGGAUGAGAUAAAGCACCAUUAUACCAAAAUGUGCGAGGACAUAAGGAAGCGACGCGACAACAUUAUCCUUUAUGCCCGACAAUGCAUGCAGGCCUACAAUGAGGAGAAGUGCAAGUUCAAGUCCUUCCACGAGAAUACCAUUGAUUAUAUAAAGCGUACGGCCACUUUGUCGCAGGAUCGUGCGGUCAUUGCCAAUUGCGAGCGGGAUAUCUGUGAGAUGCACAAACGAUUCGUCAAGGAGGUUGGAAACAUAAAGCGCUGCGAGAACGAACUGAAUCCGUUCUUCCAGCUGCUCAAGCAGUCCGAUCCGAACACCUAUUGUGAGUGCUGCUGUUUCAAGGAAUACGAUUGGUUGCCGCAGGGAAAGAAGAUGGAUGCGGUUGGCAACAUGGGCGACGAGUUGAAGGAGCAGAUGGGCCAGGUUUUGGUCAGAGCCUUCGCUCAGCUGCAUAUGCAUAUGCCGCAGGAUCCACGCAGUUUCAUUGCCUCGUAUCUCAUGAAUUUGGAUCGCAACGAACAGGAAAUGAAGGAGAAACUGGACAUAUUCCAGAAACCCGGCAAGAACGAUCCCGAGUUCAAGGAUCCCACUUUUCGCUGUGAAGGCAACUGCGUACGCGAAUGAUGCUCAAGAACUAAUUUCUAAAUUAAAAUUAUUCUGUUAAUAAUUAGUUAGUGCCAUUGUUUUUAAAGUAGGGCAGGAAAUAGAAGGUAUCUUUUAGAUUGUUAAAAUUUAAUAAAUCAAUAUUAAAUAACAUAA
Messenger RNA from Scaptodrosophila lebanonensis, 1047 nucleotides. RefSeq lists its product as uncharacterized. Bases 40 to 912 code for a protein of 290 amino acids. The record is from RefSeq and is a predicted model, not a curated record. The transcript has 2 exons. Lineage: Eukaryota; Metazoa; Arthropoda; Insecta; Diptera; Drosophilidae.